AACUCAGAGAUCGAAAUCCUGUCCAACCAAGGUGUACGCAUCGAGCCAGUGACUAAAAGUCAUGUGGAACUUGUUCUCGUCGAUCCGUCACUCUUGAGUACAAGAAGCAAAUUCCAGUUGGACUUUGAGUUCAGAACAACAGCUCCCAAUGGCGUCUUGUUCUAUGGGCGUCCCCACGGCCACAACGGCCAAUCCAUAGCCUUGAUUUUACAGAACGGAGACCUCAUGUACAAGAUCAAGUGCCCAACGCUACACGCAGACAUUUUCAUCCCGACUCGUAACAUGACGCAGCUCAACGACGGGAAGUGGCACUCCAUCUCCUACAGCGUCAAGUUCAAGCGACACGGGCGCAAAGGGUUCAUCAACAUUGACGGUUUCCCCACACCCAAGCGUUACGAGGUGAGCUGCGACCACAUGGCAUCGCUCAUCAUGGGAGGAACGUCGCCCAAAGACCGCGGCUACAUUCAUGAACUUGAGAAUCUACCCGGCCAUUUCGAGGGUUGUAUCAGAAAUGUGCGCAUCCCCACCGCACUUCUCUCGCCCCCGAAGUACUAUGCCGUCUCUGUAUGUGACUAAUUGCCCUCGCUACACUUAUCAGCACUGCCGCAAAACACGAAUGAUGUACAAGACAAUGACGCCAUAGGAUGGUCAUUGCUCUUCUUGCCCUCUCCUCACUGCUGCAGCACUCGUUGGCAUGGUUACCGGUACCGGAAAUGGACGCCCACGAAAUUAUGCUCUAUUACAGUACUGUGACAUGAUUCAGUGGCUUUACUAGGUUCGGGGACAUUACAUAAUGCGUAUUAUUAGACACCAAGCACACUUUUAGUAUGUUUUGCCUGCGGGGAACUGUCCUGCAGCUGUAGAGACUAAGAUGUGUCUGGUUGAUUGGGAAACAGGCACCAAAACCUGCGCAGUUGACAUUUUCAUAGUGAUUUACGAAAAGUUGGGGAGACGAUGGGCGUGAAACAUUCUUCCAAUUGGAAAGAAUUUAACAUUCUAACAAGUAUGGACGAUACUAGAAUUCGGAAAAUAGGACGAAGAGACGUGAGAAAGGAAGGAAACCCAAAAAAAAGAGACAAUUCAAGAUAUGACGUAUACAAGACGCUUAAUCGUUAUAAAAUUAAUCUUUACUGGUGAGUUUUAGCCGGUGUCCAUUCUGCAAACAAUAAUAAUAUAGAUCUAAUAUAAUAAUGCUAGAACUGGCUAGAGCUAUUCAAAAACGAUUUUGGCUUCGGAGUUAAAAACAAUGAGACCAUCAACACUGUCGUGUUUUUUUCUGAAUGUAUGUGUACAAAUGUAUGCAAUUCUGUGUCUUGGCUUUUGUGCAUUAUAUUUGUAAAAA
This is a messenger RNA of Aplysia californica (California sea hare), 1342 nucleotides long. Its product is annotated as sex hormone-binding globulin. NCBI's taxonomy places the organism in Eukaryota, Metazoa, Mollusca, Gastropoda, Aplysiida, Aplysiidae. The record is from RefSeq and is a predicted model, not a curated record.